Molecule: messenger RNA, 1386 nt
Organism: Ostreococcus tauri
Lineage: Eukaryota; Viridiplantae; Chlorophyta; Mamiellophyceae; Mamiellales; Bathycoccaceae
Product: Phox homologous domain
Exons: 1
Coding region: 1-1386 (461 amino acids)
Biological process (GO): protein transport
Molecular function (GO): phosphatidylinositol binding
Source: RefSeq, a predicted model, not a curated record
AUGACGUCGUCGACGUCGUCGAGAGAAUUUUGGCUCACGAUUCCGCGCGCGAGACGAGCGCCGGACCCGACGAAACCGAACCGGGAGUGCGUCUACUACGCCGUCGCGUGCGUCGUUCAAGGCGCGCGCGACGGCGCCGACGCGCCGACGAACGCGAACGCGAACGCUAUGGUCACCGCCGAGCGCACGACGCGACGACGGUAUCGAGAGUUCAUCGCGUUGAAGGAAGAUCUGGAUGCGGAGUGCGGACGCGGGUGCGCGCCCGAGGCGCCGCCGCGGAAAAGGUUUGGACGCGUGAACGCGGACGAACAGAGAGUGGAGGAGCGUAGACGGGCGUUGGAAAGUUGGUUGUGGAGCGUUUUGGCGAACGAGCAGUGCGCUCGGAGCGAAGCUUUGCGUCGGUUCGCGCGGGUGGGGGCGGCGGAGCGGGCGUUAAGGCGAGCGCUGGCGGGCGACGAUGGAGACGGGGUGAGCGUUGACGUAGACGGUUUGGCGACCCCGACGCGGACGCGUGAGAGUCCGAGUGUCAACGGUGUUGGGGAGCAGUGGACGCCAGAGGUUGAGAUGCCAACGCCGGAGAGUGCGACGCCGAGUCCUCUUAAGGCACGCGCGACGGAAAUCGAAGGGAACGACGCACGGAUCGAUCAGGUCGCGAUAAAAUCUACCACGGAGAUAGUCCACGAGCUCGAAAAGGCACGUGAGGAGGUCCAGGCGCUCAGUGAAGAGCUCGCGACGACGAAAGAGUGUUUAAAAGACGCUCGCGCAGCGGCGACGGCAGCGCAGGACAAGUUGAACGAGGUCGAGGCGACUUCGCUCAAAGGACGAAAGGUGUUAAGUAAAGAGAUUCGUUCGCUCCGUCGGCAGCUCGAAGAGGCGAGCUUAGAUAAGAAUGAGCAGACGAAUAUCAUAUCGGCCGAAGAACGCGCGGCCUCGCUACGUGAAGUCAUGCGAGAGGUGAGCGCGCUGCGCGCUCGAGUGCAGGAGUGCACGUACGAGAAAUUACUCUCUGUGGAGACGAACGGUCCGCAUGGGCACUCUGGAGGUGAUCCGAACGAACUCUUAGCCGUGAGCGACAAUCGAUUGGCCGUCCUUCUGGCGGAGACGCAGAUAAUGAUCCCAGGCGGCGAGGACUCCCAGCACGCGUCACAGACAGAUUCUCCGGAGAGCGCUGAGAUGGAGGAAGUGCUCAUCAACACCGAAGGUGAGGUGAGGCAAACAUUCGCCGAUUUACUUUCGGAUCUCAUCAACGCUCGGAAGAGCAUCAAUUCAUUGCUUCGAAAGGUGGCGAGAAAGAGCGACACCGUGUCUUUGUCGACAGACUCUCGAGCCAUCGCGGCCAACAUCAGCUCGCGCGUUGGUAAUUUGGUUGGCGCGUUAGGGAGAUGA